Messenger RNA from Stereum hirsutum FP-91666 SS1, 1866 nucleotides. Its product is annotated as beta-lactamase/transpeptidase-like protein. NCBI's taxonomy places the organism in Eukaryota, Fungi, Basidiomycota, Agaricomycetes, Russulales, Stereaceae. The coding region runs from base 1 to 1866 and encodes 621 amino acids. The record is from RefSeq and is a predicted model, not a curated record. The transcript is spliced from 6 exons.
AUGCUGAAAGUCCUCUCCUUACUUCUGGGUGUUCAGGCUCUCUUAAGUGCUGUCGUACAUGCCCAGCAGGGGUCAUACGUUCAAGUACCGCUGUCGUCUUCGCCAAAUGAUGGAGUAGUCCAAAAAAUACCGAAGGCUAUCACACCUGAAUUUUCGAAGUUUGUCGAAAUUUUGAUGAAGGAAGGAGGGGUACCUGGGUUGGCGUUGGGUGUGGUACAUGCGACUGGAGAAACCGAGUAUGGCGCUUGGGGCAUUAGGUCUGAGGAGGGAGAAAUGAUGAGUACGGAUACAACGAUGUACCUUGCUUCAUGCUCCAAAGCAUUUCUUUCCGCCUCCAUGGGCAUCCUCAUGGAUGAUUUCGCUCAGGGACGGAACGUCACCGCUCUCCCGGAUGGUGUGAACAUUUUUGAUUGGGAUACGAAGAUUAAAGAACUACUUCCAGAGGAAUGGGUGCUCAUGGAUAAAUGGAUGGAGCAGAAAGCGAACGUGAGGGAUGCCUUAAGUCAUUCCACUGGCAUGUAUAGGCAUGAUUUGUCGUAUGGACCGAGAGAGACACCUACUGAGAUCAUUGGCAAGAUGAGGUAUCUAAAACCUUCGUUCGAGCUGAGGGGCCAAUACGCGUACAACAAUCUGAUGUAUAUGCUUGGUUCCCAUAUAAUCGCCACCUACUCCAACAUGCCAUACACUUCUUUCGUAUCCCAACGCAUUUUCAAGCCCCUCAACAUGUCCUCCACAACGUACUCCGCGAACGAAGCGAAUGGAUGGGGGAGAGCCACGCAGAGCUGGGCACCAUUCGGGAGGAGAAUCCCAGUAUGGUUUGGUGACGAUAACAUCAUGUUGAACUCAGGGCCUGGUGGUGUGAUUUCGUGCGUCGAUGACUUGGAGAAGUGGGUCCGCACGCUCCUCAAUUCGGGCGUAGAUCCGAGAACGAACAAGACCAUAAUACCACGUUCGGCUUUCGAGGAGGUUACUACGGCGCAUGUCAUUGAUACUGGCAAGCCUUCCUCUGCGCUGGAGUCUAUCCAAGGCUACGGAAUGGGUUGGUGGCGGAACUCUUACCUUGGUCACGACGUAGUGGCUCACUCCGGCAGUAUCCCAGGCGUUGCGACACGUAUUUCAUUCUUGCCCAGUGAUGGCCUCGGCAUCAUCGUCCUCGUCAACGCGGACGACAAGGCAUCUGUCGCGACUAUCCCGAUUACACAGAAGAUUAUUAGUAACCUGCUUGAGCCUACUACUGACGGCGUCGAACAUCGUACGGAACAAAUCGAAAUUGAGCGGUGGUCAUCUCAAGAACCGAACAUCUCUCUUCGCCGACCCGGCACCGGAAGGAACCGGGCGGUGAAUAAAGACGAACUUGACAUAAACCUCGAAGCAUACACCGGGACGUAUAACAAUUCGGGUUACGGUUCCUUCACUCUCUGCACAGCGUACAGCACGUCGCAAUAUUGCACCGAAGUACUGUCCAACUUUACUACCGUCGACUCCCACAGAAUCGCCGCGGAAGCUUCCGGACCCUACACGAGAAACAGUGCAAAAGAGCUUUAUGCCUCUUUCCCCCGCCUCUGGUCUUCCCAUCUCCGGUUCGUUCAUCUCGAGGGUCAGAAGUUCGUUCUUGAGGCUACGAAUUUAUUUCCGGAGGGAUAUGGCAGGGAUAAGAGUCCGUUUGAGGCGAUGUCGGAUGGCAGUACGGGUGGUGUGGCAGUUGAGUUCGUCGUGGGCGUAGGGGGCCAAGAGGAGCAAGAGAAUGGAGGGAGAGUUCAAGGUUUCGGUCUCAUGGAUCUUAUGGAGGGUAAGACCGCGAGGACGGCUAGGGAGAGGGGAAGUAGUGUGCGGGAGAGGGCCGAUGUGUGGUUUGAGAGGUCUUAA